This is a messenger RNA of Diospyros lotus (date-plum), 899 nucleotides long. RefSeq lists its product as uncharacterized. NCBI's taxonomy places the organism in Eukaryota, Viridiplantae, Streptophyta, Magnoliopsida, Ericales, Ebenaceae. The transcript has a single exon. Bases 104 to 673 code for a protein of 189 amino acids. The record is from RefSeq and is a predicted model, not a curated record.
ACAAAGUCUGUCCAUCCCCAAUCUGUCUCUCUGUCUCUCUCUCUCUCCAUCGUAGACCAAUACAAUCUCUCUCUCUCUCUCUCUCUCUCUCUCUCACAGAGCAAUGGCGACAUCGAGCCACCGUCUCCUCCUCCGGCUGUCGAUCCUGCUAGGAGUCCUCGCCAUUGCUGCCACAGCCAGGCCCGGCCGCCCUUUUCACCCCUGCAAAACCCUAAUCUUCUUUACCAGCACCACCUCCUCUUCCUCCCACCCUCUCUCUCGUCAAAACCCUAAUCUCGCAGCUCGCCGAUCCGUUACCUUUUAUAUCACCGAACUGAGGCAAUUCGACCCCAGGCCAGCCCUCGCCGACGAUCGCGCAUUCAUCGAUUUCGACGAAGUCGAAGAGAAGCGACCCUUGCCCUUCGGCCUAUACUCCUCCGCGGGCGCUUCGUUCCGCGAGCGGACCAAGGACAUUCUCAACGUCGUCGCAUCGUUGCUCUUUGGCGUCGGAUGUGGUUUCCUUACUGGCUCCACUCUUUACCUGAUUUGGUCCCUCUUUGCCUCCUCCUCCCGCGAUUCCGAUGAUAAGUUCGACGACUAUGAGGAGGACGUCGAUGAUAUCAGCCCGAAGAAGAUGGGGUAUGUCGCGAUUCCUGCUGCGGAUGCUCCGGCGGCUGCGAAGGAAGUGGCGUGAUAGAAGAGUUGUUGAAUUGGUGUUUGGAUUUUAGUUUACUGUGGUAAGUGUGGGGGCCUUUGGUCUCUUAAACGAGUGACGCCUUAUUGUAUCUGUUAAUCCUACGUAUAUAAUUGCUGCUACAUACUAUGAUCGAACAUAUGGAUUCUUCGUUGUAUUUCUCAUCGUGAUUAUGUUGUUUUUGAUUUCUUCCUUAAUGCGAUGAUGGGUGUUGAACUUGGUAUCA